Messenger RNA from Kickxella alabastrina, 723 nucleotides. RefSeq lists its product as uncharacterized. The transcript has a single exon. NCBI's taxonomy places the organism in Eukaryota, Fungi, Kickxellomycota, Kickxellomycetes, Kickxellales, Kickxellaceae. The coding region runs from base 1 to 723 and encodes 240 amino acids. The record is from RefSeq and is a predicted model, not a curated record.
AUGUCGGCCUCUGAACUCCAAGUUGCUACUGGUCCUUUACCUGCUGCAGCUGCACCAGCUCAACUCAUGCCUUCAGUGUACUCUGGAUUUGCCAAGCUUGCAGAGCACAUCCCCUGUUUUGAUGGCAAAGUGGAGGCAUAUCCGCUCAGCAUAUGGGUAAAGAGUGUGGAGAGGAUAUUUGCACAGUUAGGUGUGACCCACCCAGAACACAAGGCAGAUCUCACAUGCAUGUGUCUCUCAGAGACAGUUGCUGCUGAGUGGGAAAAUUAUCUUGAUAGUCUGGAUGCAUCUGGCCCUGCCACUUUUGAUGAUCUCAGGUCUUAUUUGGAGAUCACAUUUGAGACCAUCAGCAGCAGCUUCCACGGCCUGCAGAAGCUCAACCAGCUGCGAUUCAUGGCUGAUGCUGACCUCCUGGCUUUCCACCAGGAGUUUGACCACCUCAUAUGCUGUGAAAAGAUGGAUAAUCCACAAAAUGCCCUCGACUGGUAUCGUUUUUGCCUACCAAAGGAGUUUAAUAAGGACCUUUUCUCCAAGGACAUUGACAGUCUCACUGCUGCUAAAGCCACAGUUCAGCAGGCUUGGAGCACUCGCAAGAUGCUGAGGGAGGAAGGGGUUAGAAAACCCUCAACAAAGACCACUCCUAAGGCUGCAACUGCUCAUGACCCCAUGGCAAUGGAAGUCGAUGCUAUCAAUAUCUGCGGCAGCUCAGGAAAAAGGGGCUGA